AUGAAGCAUGAAGACGACAGGGAUAUCGAGAAGCUGUCGCAGGCGGAGAUAUCGCAGGACGAAACGCCAUCCCCGCCUGAAAGCGAGCCCACGGAUCCGACUUUGAUCGAGUUCGAUGGACCCAAUGACCCCGAAAAUCCCAAGAACUGGACUUCCCGGCGGCGAAUAUGCAUCACGGCGUCAAUGGGCCUUAUGACGUUCGUCGUGACCUUCUCCUCGUCGAUUUUCGCCGUUGCGAUCGAGCCGGUAUCGAAGGAAUACAACGUCAGUACACCCGUGGCUACCCUGGGCGUGUCCUUUUUCCUUCUAGGCUUUGUGGUCGGCCCCAUUGGCUUCGGUCCGGCCUCAGAAGUUUGGGGUCGACGGACGCCUCUAUUCGCGGGCUACAUUAUCUUCAUGCUAUUCAAUCUACCGGUGGCAUUGGCGACGAAUAUCGAGACCAUUCUCAUCGGCAGGCUGAUCGGGGGAAUUGCAGCGAGUGCUCCGGUGGCUAUUGUCGGUGGCUGCAUGGCGGAUCUUUGGCUGCCGGUCGAACGCACUUACGCAAUCUGUGUAUUCGCCGCUGGUGCAUUCUGCGGGCCGGUGGCAGGGCCUCUUGUGGGUGGGUUUGUUACUGAGAGCUUCCUAGGCUGGCGCUGGACUGCGUGGAUUACGAUGAUGCUCAGCGGAUUGUUCGGUGUAAUCGGACUUUUUGUCAUCCCCGAGACAUCUCCAAUGAAGAUCCUUCAGCUCCGCGCGAGACGGCUUCGAUACGAGACUCGGAAUUGGGCAUUACACUCCAAGGCUGAUGAGAGCCCGGUCAAUAUCCAUACCAUUGUCCAUGUAUAUUUGGCUCGUCCAUGGAUCAUGAUUGCACAAGACAAGAUCCUGGCGUUGAUCACGGCUUACAUGAGCUACAUCUACGGCGUGCUCUACCUCCUGUUCGAAGCCUUCCCGAUUUCCUUCCACGAGGACAGAGGCUGGAGUCUCGGCAUUACCGGCCUUUCGUACAUCCCAUUCAUUGUUGGGAUCGCAAUGGGAACAGGCAUCAUGUGGUGGUCCACGUCCGUCCACUUCAAACCGGCGUAUCUCAAAUACGGCAAAGCAAUACCCGAGCAACGCCUACCAGCUAUGAUUGUUGGGGCAAUUCUAUUACCUAUCGGGUUCUUUUGGUUCGCGUGGACAUCCUUCCCGAGUAUCACCUGGGUACCUCAAGUGAUGUCGGUAGCGCUGAUUGGAGCCGGUCUCCUCGUCACCUUCUGGCAAGGCACGAACUACAUCAUCGACUGCUUUGGCUUCUACGCCAACUCGGCCAUCGCGAUCAAUACUUUUAUCCGAAGUAUCGCUGCUGCCGUCUUCCCUCUGUUUGCACCAUACAUGUACCGAGGACUUGGAGUGCAAUGGGCGACGACUCUGCUGGCAUGUAUAUGCACGCUGUUCCUUCCUGUGCCCAUUUUGUUCUACAAGUACGGCGGGAGGAUUCGGGCCAAGUCGAAGUUCUCUCCGACAUGA
Neohortaea acidophila is the source of this 1491-nucleotide messenger RNA. RefSeq names its product MFS transporter. The record is from RefSeq and is a predicted model, not a curated record. The coding region runs from base 1 to 1491 and encodes 496 amino acids. Gene Ontology annotation, molecular function: transmembrane transporter activity. Gene Ontology annotation, biological process: transmembrane transport. Lineage: Eukaryota; Fungi; Ascomycota; Dothideomycetes; Mycosphaerellales; Teratosphaeriaceae. The transcript is spliced from 4 exons.